GUCACGCCCACAGCGCCCCCUUUCGGCCCGGACGGCCCACCACGCCCCGGUGCCUGUGAAGGGGUACCAUGUCAGCCGUAGCAUGUCCCAGCAUUCCUCCGGUGGUGGCGGACCCUGCCACUGCCCACCUGAGGACUGUGACGGCCCGAGCAGAGAGUACUACCAGGGUCACAGCGAUGGUAACUAUUACCCCCCAGGUCAGGCUGAGGCCCUGGCGCUGGAGAGGCACCAUUCCCAUUCCCAUAGCCACUCUGGAGGGGGAACCUUCCCCCGCUCUCACCCAAGCCAGCAUCCACCUCUCCAGUCGUUUGACUCUUGCGAAGAGUGCGUGUCCUCAGGCCACGGAGGGAAGAUGCAUCGUGUUCCCUCGAACAUGAUUGACCAAUUUGAGAAGCAGGUGCCCUUUCAUCCCGAUGGCUUCCACACACUGCAGUACCAGCGCACUGCUAGCGGGGGUGCUGAGCCGCGCAGCGAGAGCCCCUCGCGUAUUCGCCACCUGGUCAACUCUGUGCAGCGCCUCUUUGCCAAGUCCCAUUCCCUGGAGGCGCCGGCCAAACGGGAGUACAACGGCACGAGAGGUGGCGGCGGGGAUUACCGUGGUGAAAGAGGAGGAGGCCACAGGAGUGGAGGGGAGGAUGGCGGAGGCCACUAUUCAGGUCACCAGCCUCGCUCUACCAGGAGGAGCAAGUCUCGAGAGCGUAGCAAGAGCGGAGACUCACGGCACGAGUCGGGCAGACGCCAUCGCAGCAGGACAGCAGGCUGGUGGAGCUCUGACGACAACCUAGACAGCGACAGCAGCUACCUGGUCAGCGGGGGAAGACGAGGGUAUCCCAGCGGACAUGAGAGCCUGGAUGCAGCUAUCCAGGAGCUCACUAUGAAGAGGCCCAAGGAGCGUGGUGGUGGCGGUGGUGGUGGUAGUGCAGGUGGUGGUGGGGGUGGGGGUGGUGGUAUGCCGACACCUGGAGAGUGUGUGGCCUGUACCACAAUGGCUCUGGCCGGGACUGAAGGAGGAGGACACCAUGGACACCACGGCCACUCCCUGAAAAGAAGCACCUGGUCAGCCAUGACAGUGAGUCAGGCCAGAGAGGUGUACCCUUCCACCAGGGGAGGAGGCUACGAGAAAGCCCUUGUGCCCUUGGAGAGUAAGCUGAAGGAGAGGACCUUCCACUACCUGCAGGUCCCUUCAGAUGACUGGGGUGGCGGAUAUGUCGGUGGCGGUGCAACAGAUAGCGGAGGAGAGAUUCCAUGCCGCCGCAUGCGGAGCGGCAGCUACAUCAAGGCCAUGGGAGACGACGACAGUGCUGACUCAGACACCAGUCCAAAAGCCUCGCCCAAGUCCACCCUGAUCGCCCAGAGAGAUGCCUUUAGACGAUCUAUCAGCAUGGAUCAAAGGUUCUCGUGUAAGCAGUGUACAGACUCCUACCCCAACAGCCGAACUACACCCAAAAGCCAAACCCGCUCUCGUAGUUACACCCGCUCUCUGACCAGCUCACAGCUGGGAGACACGUUGAACCGUCAGUUCGAGGCCGUGUGUGAGACCAUGUUCGGGGAGGUGGAGUCUCAAGCCGUCGAGGCCCUGGACCUUCCUGGUGUGUUCCGCACUCGCAGCCACAGCUACGUCCGAGCCAUCCAGGCCGGCUGUUCCCAGGACGACGACUGCCUCUCUGUCUUCUCCAUGUCGGGCCCCCAGGGAAGCAUCAAGGCCGGGGCCGUCUUUCCUUAUCGCAAAGGUGCUCCUCCCCCGCUCCCACCUCGCAUGUCCAAGUCUUCACUCUCGGUGCGAGGCCAGAGCAGCACCGAGUCCACCCAGGACGCCUACUUCCAGAGCGGCGGACAGUUGGCCUCAAGCUCAGGCUCUGGGCGCCCCAAGCAGCACAGCAACUCCGUGGACCUGGGCAGCUCUGACGGCCCCUCAGGUCGCUCCUCCAGAGGAGGCUACUACACCACCACGGGCCCUGGACGGUCCCGACAACACAGUAACUCGGCAGAGAGCCUAGAUGGAGUCAGGGGCUCGCGGGAGCUGGUGCCGUAUGGAGGAGGUCCGGGAGUUAGGGCCAAACACAGCAGCUCCGCCGACAGUCUGCUGGAGGGGCCACCGAGGCCGGCCAGGGAGAGGGAUGGCAGGGUCGGGGGCAGCCUGGGGAAGUCAGUCUCCCUGCCUCAGAACAGUGUCGUGCUGAGUAAAGCAGGGGGACAGGACGACGGGCGUAGUGGGAGAAAGUGGAGGCCAUCCAUAGCUGUGCAGGUGGACAGCUCAGAGACUCUGUCGGAUUCAGACCCAGAUGGCAAAGCUCUCACAGAGGUUCACUCUAUAGGAGUCCAAGUUGAAGACGACAAACGGCGUGCUCGCUUUAAGCGCUCCAACAGCGUGACGGCGAGUGUGCAGGCCGACCUGGACCCCGAGGGCUUCCCCGGGCUCAGCAUCGCCGUGCCAACGCAGGACAAGAGUCUGCAGUUCGGCUGUUCCUUCCAAAGGCACUCGUCGGAGCCGGAGUCAGCUAGCCAGUACGCAGAGUGCCACCGCACCGUGCACACACAGGGACAGUGGGCCUACAGAGAGGACUUAAUCCAGGGUGGUUAUACCACUGAGCCCUGCCCAGCGGACCCACGGCCCCAUCAGCACCCGCACUUGCCUCCGCGUUCCCACUCACCUCUUCCCAUCACAUCUGAGAGAGCGUGGGCGGGGACGCCGUCCCUGGAGGGCCCCCGGAGCCUGCCCGACUCGGGACGAGCCUCGCCCUGCAUGAGAGACGGAGAAUUCUUCUUACGCCUCCUGCAGACAGAGGUGGAGAGGAUGGAGGGCUGGUGCCAGAACAUGGAGAGAGAGGCAGAGGAGAACGAACUGCCAGAGGAGAUUCUUGAGCUGAUACGAAAUGCGGUUGGCAGUGCCCAGAUGCUCAUGUCUCAGAAAGUCCAGCAGUUCUUCCGCCUCUGCCAACAAAGUGUGGACCCUUCAGCGUACCCUCAGCCCACCUCUCAGGACCUGGCAGGCUUAUGGGACCUGCUCCAGCUCAACAUAGAGGACGUCAGGGUCAAGUUUCAGGACCUCCAGAGGCUCAAGGACUCUAGUUGGAGGCUCCCGCCUGAAAAGAAGGAGGACAAGAAGCUUCCUCCUCCCUUACCAAAGAAGCCAGCAGGCGGGGUGAGUGGCAGCCUCCGGGCUGAUAGUGUCGGGGAUGGGGCCGCCGGUGGUGGAGGAGGUGGGUCCGGCGGCCUGGUGGUGCCUCGCAUUGGUGGACAUACCCUCCCCAUCAGGGAGAAGUCCCUGGACCUCGGGGACCGUCAGAGGACAGAAGCGAGGAGGAGGCUGCUGCAGACAAAGCGUACCGCCUCCUUCAGGCAGAACUCGGCCACGGAGAGCGCAGACAGCAUCGAGAUCUACAUCCCCGAAGCCCAGACUCGACUCUGAACACAAGAUCGUGGCGUCUCCAACCCACCUCCUCACUCAGCCUCAGCCCCUUGCGAAGCUGACCUGCGCAUCAAUCUCAGUCUUUCUCUGAGCCCAGUUUUGGAUCUUCUGCAGGUCAUCGUCGUUUAUCUGCUACCCUCCCUUCAGCAUUUACAUCACUCCACGUACCACCACCACCACUGCAAAUUCACUUCUCUUGCUCAUUAAACAAGCAAUGACCGCCAUUUUAGUGUCUUGAAAUUUGGACAUUUUACUGACACAGAAGCCUAGACCUGAAACGGUAGCUAGCAGAUAUGAGUUAUAGACUUUUUUAAAGAAUUCUCUGAAUUUCCUUUUGGCUAAUAAGCAAGAAACAGUUCACUUUUAUAACAGUUAUCAGCGGAGGUUCACGCAGUAGUAGCAUGCCUGUGCGUGUUCAUCUAGCACUUCUCCAUCAUUGAAAAUAAAGGGCUUAACAGGCACAAAACCUCUGCAGAGACGAGAUGACACAAUCUCCGUUAGGAUCCCCUGUUGCCAUCUCCUGAAUGCUACCAGUGUGGAUGAAUAAACAUGGAUUCAUUUCUCACCAUCAGUUUAAAUGCCCUAAAGUCAGAUGGUUGGCAAUCCCCAAAGAACAUUCUCCAAGCAUAGUCAGUCAACUACAGCUGGCACUUUUCACCCAGUUGCCAUCUGUCCACCCAGGCACACAGUCAAAGAAUAUGAAACUAUUUUCUCUUUCCCUCAUUCCUCCCGCGUAUCCAUCGACUACCCUCAGCAUUCAGCAGUGAGGCUGUUUGAAUGUGCAAGUGCUAUUUGUACAUAGUGUGCACACUCGUGUUUGCUAAAAGGAGCUUUGGCGGUGUAGCAUCACAGCCUUGACAGCUAGAGAGCAUCACAAACACACACACACACACACACACACAACAACAAAAAAGAGCCAUUUUCUUUUUAUGUAGUCUCUCUGAAGU
Messenger RNA from Cottoperca gobio, 4356 nucleotides. It is a transcript of the gene dlgap3, whose product is annotated as discs, large (Drosophila) homolog-associated protein 3. The record is from RefSeq and is a predicted model, not a curated record. Gene Ontology annotation, molecular function: molecular adaptor activity. NCBI's taxonomy places the organism in Eukaryota, Metazoa, Chordata, Actinopteri, Perciformes, Bovichtidae. Bases 83 to 3409 code for a protein of 1108 amino acids. The transcript is spliced from 11 exons. Gene Ontology annotation, biological process: signaling. Gene Ontology annotation, cellular component: postsynaptic specialization; glutamatergic synapse.